AUGCUUCUGCUUUCCCACAACGCCUUCCAGACACCAACAUGGCAGGAGUUGAAGACGCGCUGUUCCGACGAGAACUUCCAACAACUUUACGAGCUCCUGGCGAAACAUCUCAGGAUCUCACACAUAGCCAUCAACAAACCAAUACCACCUCAAAGUGAUGACAUCGACUCGGAAAACAUCCUUCGGGCACCACAGAACUUCACGCCUCUGUACGGAGAGUUUGGCCCUACAACAUGUUCGUCGCCACCGACUAAGGAAGACUUCGACGCCGCCUUCUGGGUGACGGCGAAGCAGAACGAUAUCUAUCAAACCUGGGCUCCCAGAUGGACUAUGUUCUCUCGAGGCAAUAUCAGCGAGAAGGCUCGAUUGCUCGGCUUGUCGUCAGUACACGCAGCCAUUGAGCAAGGCCAGCAUGAUGGGCGAGGGUGCGCUGCUGUGGACCUUUACGCCGGCAUUGGGUACUUUGCCUUCUCGUAUCUGAAGGCUGGAGUGAACCAGGUGUUAUGUUGGGACAUCAAUGCUUGGAGCAUCGAGGGGCUGAGGAAGGGUGCGAAGGCGAACAAGUGGGACUACGCAACGUACGGUGACCAUGAUGCUGGUUUCUUCGAUGAUGGGACGAAUGGCGAAGUAAAACUACUCAUCUUCGAGGAGUCGAACGAGAACGCACCAGACCGGGUCAGAAAGAUGCAAGCAAGCCUUCCACCAAUCCGGCACGUGAACUGCGGGCUUCUGCCAUCCUCGCAGCAUAGCUGGCGAAUCGCUGCCAAUGUUCUCGAUCGAGAGCUAGGCGGCUGGAUCCAUGUGCAUGGGAAUUUUGGAAUCAGUGAGAUCGGUGACAAGGCGGAAGGCAUCAGAGAAAGCCUCGAGCAUAUGUCACAAAGCUAUGGACAGCAUGCCGCUCCUCAGUUGGAGGGCAUCCACCAAGUCAAGAGCUACGCCCCGGGCGUCAUGCAUUGCGUGUUAGACAUAUAUAUACCACCAGCAGAUCUCCACUGA
Messenger RNA from Saxophila tyrrhenica, 996 nucleotides. RefSeq names its product S-adenosylmethionine-dependent methyltransferase (gene TRM12). Gene Ontology annotation, cellular component: cytoplasm. Gene Ontology annotation, biological process: tRNA methylation; wybutosine biosynthetic process. Lineage: Eukaryota; Fungi; Ascomycota; Dothideomycetes; Mycosphaerellales; Extremaceae. The transcript has a single exon. The coding region runs from base 1 to 996 and encodes 331 amino acids. The record is from RefSeq and is a predicted model, not a curated record. Gene Ontology annotation, molecular function: S-adenosylmethionine-dependent methyltransferase activity; tRNA methyltransferase activity.